GAGCAGGAACCUCGUAACAGAACGGACGCGUGUGCUCUUUUGUAACCCUUUUUUGUGUGGUGAUCGUGACGGUAAAGUUGCGUUGGUGAAGCGAAAAAUUACAAUUUCAAAUCCCGUCGGCGAAAAAAUCUUCGGCGAGAAAGUGAUUGGGAUUCUGAAAGUAAAAGACUUAAAUCACAGAGACUUGCUGCUACCAGAGUGGAGUUAGUGCAGCUGAACAGUAGAAAAGAAGUGCAGUUGUGCAGUUUAUUGUGGUGGGGCAGUACCUGAUCGUGGAUUGGAAAGUUUUUUUUUUUGUUUUAAAGCCUUCUAAUAAAUAUUAAACUCGAGUGGCCGAACCUCGGAAGAAGUGCGCGGACCUUAACUUUGUACCUGUACUAAGCAAAAACCAAAAAAAAACAGCAAACACCAUGUCGAAGGUCUGGGGAUACACUGAGCUGAACGGACCCCACGUCUGGAAGGAGAUGUACCCGCAGGCGGCCGGCGAGCGCCAAUCGCCGGUGGACAUCCGGACGCGCCAGACCACCCAGUCCAGCGACCUCAGCUCGAACCCGCUCCGGUGGACGUACGUGCCGGAGAACACGCGCAGCCUGGUCAACCCGGGCUACUGCUGGCGGGUGGACGUCGAUGGCAAGGGAUCCCAGCUGACCGGCGGGCCCCUCGGGGACGAGAUCUUCGUGCUGGAGCAGUUCCACAGCCACUGGGGCUGUUCGGACUCGCGCGGUUCCGAGCACACCGUCGACGGGGAAGCCUUUGCCGGGGAGUUGCACCUGGUGCACUGGAACCAGACCAAGUACGCGAGCUUCGCCGAGGCCGCCGGUCAGCCGGACGGGCUGGCCGUGCUGGGAGUGUUCUUGAAGGUCGGAAAGCCCCACCCUGAAAUGGACACCAUCGCGAAGCUGUUGCCGUUCAUCACCCAUAAGGGAGACCGGGUCACCAUGCCGAAGCCCCUCGAUCCGGCCAACCUGCUGCCGGCCACCAAGGCCUACUGGACCUAUCUGGGCUCCCUGACCACCCCACCCUGCACCGAGUCGGUCACCUGGAUCCUGUUCAAGGAACCGAUCGAGGUGUCCCACGAGCAGCUGGAGCACUUCCGCGAGAUGCGCUGCUAUGACGCCCGCGAGGAGUGCCCCUGCGACGACUCGCUGCACAAGACCUUCGAGUACGGCAAGGUCAUCAACAACUACCGGCCCCCGCUGGAGCUGGGCAGCCGCGAGCUGCGCGAGUACGGUGGCCACUAAUGGGCGGACCCCGCCGGCGGUGCCGUCUUCGCGGACGACACUUCCAGCCGGCUGUGAGCGCAGUUGGUUGAGGGUUGACGACACACGUGGGAUGGAAAAGCAAUAACUUAUGAGAGGGAGGAGUUUUAAAAGGAAAAAAAAAUAUGGCAAGUCACUCGAGAAUUGCACAGUGUGUUUGAAACGUCACCGUCACAAAUUUGUCAAUCGUGUGUUUUGAAAAUUGCACGUGUUUACUAUUCCACGUGUUUGCGCCGGGGAAAUAAAAUUGUUGGACAUUUCCGUACAAGCUGUCUGAACAUCUCUAUGUGAUCCUGUUCGUCAAAUUGGAAGCAAUAUUGCAUGCAAGAAGAGUCGUUUCUCACUUCAAAAACUAGAUGGCGUCACAAUCACAGGGCAGAUCACUUGUUUGGGGAUGUUCAUCGAGCAGAAAAUAACCAGAUUUAGGCAGCUCUACGGAGAUUGCACCGAGUGAUUGCAUUUUCAACAGACAGGUUUCAAUUAGAUUAUCCACAAAAAAAAACAAUUGUAGAAAAAAGAACGGAAGGCGCAGUGCAAUUUCGUUGCCAUUUGUUAACUAAAAUUGAAUUUAAUUGUUUUUAUUCAAAUUUAUCGUUGCGCUGGUGAACACAAUAUUAUAUUAAUAUUUUAGUGCAGUCGAUUAUAGUAUGUUAGUUUGUACAUUAGUUUGCUCCAAAAUCAUAGAAAAAACGUUAUUCAAAUUGUCACCGGUCUACCCACCGGGUAGGAACCACCCAAAGCAAACUUCUGCGUAAUUUAAAAGUCGUUUCAGGUCCCCACCCCGUGGGUAUGCACUAAAGUUGUAAGAAACCAUUAUUUUUCGGGCUGGGAACAGGGUUAAUCGGUAAGAUUUUUCAAUCAGGAUUGUCGAAUCACAGCAAGCCAUUCAGCAUCUAUUCAUCCUAAAUACGUUAAGUUGAGGUUAGGUUCACUGUUCUGUUCCGUUAAUACACGUUAAGUUGAAACCAGCGCGAUUCCAGUUUUAAAAUCCAGCAAAAAAACAACUCAAACCGUGACAUAGAAAGUGCCUGUAACCGCAACCAGAGGAAAGGAAAGUAACAAAAACAACCAAGUGUGAAAUAGAGUUAGUCGAUCAGUUAACUAAACAUACGAAGCAAAACAAAACAAAAACAGAUAUCCUAACAAACAAACAAAACAAGUAGUGGGAACCAAAAACCGUGAGCAGUAUUCUAGGGAUCUUUUUCCUUUUCUAAAUACGGUAAUUCCCAAUGAAAGCAUGAUAUUUUUUGUAUGCCGUUUUAGACAGAAUUCUAGUGUACCACGUGUUUAUAGAGAGUGUGCUGGUAAUAUAUAUUUACACGUUGAAAUGUAAGCGUACACGGAAAGAAAAUAAAACAAAACACCACGUGUCAAGGAAAGAAAGAAGCAUUCAUAUAUUACGUUGUUUGUAAGUGUUACAGAGAAUUUUGUGAACAUAUAUGAGAAAAUAUAUAUAUCAACAUGUAGCUUAAAAC
Culex pipiens pallens (northern house mosquito) is the source of this 2734-nucleotide messenger RNA. RefSeq names its product carbonic anhydrase 2 (gene CAH1). Lineage: Eukaryota; Metazoa; Arthropoda; Insecta; Diptera; Culicidae. The transcript is spliced from 4 exons. Gene Ontology annotation, molecular function: carbonate dehydratase activity; zinc ion binding. Gene Ontology annotation, cellular component: cytoplasm. The record is from RefSeq and is a predicted model, not a curated record. The coding region runs from base 411 to 1241 and encodes 276 amino acids.